AUGGCGAUUUACGUCGCAUCGCGGCGGCUCUCCAGCAGAACAAGUGCGACGGCGCUGCGUUACGCCACCGCGCUGAGAUCUUAUUCGACGUCGUUUAGGGAGGAGAGGGACACCUUCGGGCCGAUCCAAGUUCCUUCCGAUAAAUUGUGGGGAGCCCAGACGCAGAGAUCGCUGCAGAACUUUGAAAUCGGCGGUGAGCGCGAGCGAAUGCCUGAACCAAUCGUCCGCGCUUUUGGCGUCUUGAAGAAAUGCGCUGCCAAGGUGAACAUGGAAUAUGGUCUUGAUCCGACGAUUGGGAAAGCGAUUAUGGAAGCUUCACAGGAAGUAGCUGAGGGAAAGCUCAAUGAUCAUUUCCCGCUUGUUGUGUGGCAAACUGGUAGUGGCACUCAGAGUAAUAUGAAUGCUAAUGAGGUUAUUGCGAAUAGAGCAGCUGAGAUUCUUGGUCACAAACGUGGUGACAAAAGUGUGCACCCAAAUGACCAUGUGAAUAGAUCGCAGUCUUCUAAUGACACCUUUCCAACUGUCAUGCACAUUGCAGCUGCAACCGAGAUUAAUUCGAGGCUCAUCCCUAGUUUGAAAACCUUGCAUAGCACUUUGGACUCUAAGUCAUUCGAGUUCAAAGAUAUUGUGAAAAUCGGAAGAACUCACACUCAAGAUGCCACACCUUUGACGCUAGGACAAGAAUUUGGUGGCUAUGCUACUCAGGUUAAGUAUGGACUUCAUAGGGUGACAUGCACUCUACCCCGCCUCUAUCAGCUUGCACAAGGUGGAACUGCUGUUGGGACAGGAUUAAACACCAAGAAAGGGUUUGAUGUGAAGAUAGCUGCUGCAGUAGCUGAAGAAACAAGAUUGCCAUUUAUCACUGCAGAAAACAAGUUUGAAGCUCUGGCUGCACACGAUGCUUGUGUUGAAACAAGUGGAUCACUAAACACAAUCGCCACAUCAUUGAUGAAGAUCGCCAAUGAUAUACGUUUUCUUGGAAGUGGCCCAAGAUGUGGUCUUGGUGAACUUGUUCUGCCUGAAAAUGAGCCAGGAAGCAGCAUCAUGCCUGGGAAGGUAAAUCCUACUCAGUGUGAGGCCUUGACUAUGGUUUGUGCUCAGGUUAUGGGAAAUCAUGUAGCUGUGACAGUUGGUGGGUCAAAUGGUCAUUUCGAAUUGAAUGUAUUCAAGCCGGUGAUCGCAAGCGCUCUUUUGCAUUCCAUCAGACUGAUAGCAGAUGCUUCGGUUUCUUUUGAGAAGAACUGUGUGAGGGGCAUUGAGGCCAACAGAGAAAGGAUCGCAAAGCUAUUGCACGAGUCUCUUAUGCUGGUGACAUCAUUGAAUCCUAAAAUCGGCUAUGACAAUGCUGCAGCAGUUGCCAAGAAAGCUCACAAAGAAGGAUCUACAUUGAAGGAAGCGGCUCUGAAGUUAGGUGUUCUGACUGCGGAAGAGUUUGAUACUCUUGUUGUUCCGGAGAAGAUGAUCGGUCCCUCCGAUUGA
Molecule: messenger RNA, 1479 nt
Organism: Microthlaspi erraticum
Lineage: Eukaryota; Viridiplantae; Streptophyta; Magnoliopsida; Brassicales; Brassicaceae
Source: the annotation of a GenBank genome assembly